AUGCACUAUGGAAAGCACGCAUCUCGGAGCGCAGCCCUUGAAGAGUCCAGUUCAGAUGCGCCAGACAAACAAUGCAAAGUCAAGGCUGCCGACCUUGGCUUCGAUGUCCCUGAAUACAUUUUGCCUGAUAUUAUACCUAUUUCAGACUCAAGAUCAGACUAUCUGAACAUUCACCAUCAGCGGGAUCGAAGACUACGUCUGCUUCUUCGACGCUUCACCAACCAAAUCCAGUACGGUUGUAGGAACAGCAACUGCACGACACCCACAUGCUUGAGUUACAGGAAAAGAAACAGCACAGGGCCAUUAAGAAGAUAUACGGAUCUGAGUGCUAGAACGCUAGCAUGCCAGCUACUCGAAGACUUCUCGAGAGGCGGUAAAGAACCGCUCGCGGAACUUUGUCCUAAUGAACCUGUCGUGCCUUGGUAUGAGGAUCCCGCCGUGGCUAAGAGGAGGCGUACGAGCCUGGACAAGACAUCCUAUCUCCCAAAUGGCCACUCAACACCGUCGAAGAGUCAGCCUCAAGCGCAGCGCGUACGGAACACCUCGCCACGAUCGCAGAGCGCAACUCAGGAGCGAGGGAACUUAAAUCACGAUGGCGUCGUCCAAGCAGGCCGGGCAAUACGAGGCCUCGACAUCUCCAAGGAGCCUAGAGAACUUUCUGGUGAUGUUAUCGACGUGGUAAAUUCGGCCCUCUCUGGCCAGCAAAAUGCAGGAGAACGACGAGAAGAAUAUCCGACACACAAUAGCAUCAUUCCCGACACCCAUGCCGCAUAUCGCUCGCCUGAUCCAGUCAGGUCCAAGGAUAUCGCUUCAUUCACACAGACUCUAUUCGAUCUCCUGCCGUUGAGACUGCUUGACUGGUUUCCUUCGAAAAGUUUGCGUUCUCACGAUGACCUCACCGCAAACACGCACGUCUCCAAGGGUGAUCAAGAUGAACGAAUGCCUGGCGAAAUGACAAAAUCGGACGAUGAACAGCGAGGCUCUGAACACCCUGACAGCUCCAAGUCUCACUCUACGCCACUGCGACCCAGUGAUACGACUAGUCAAGAAGCACGUAAUGCGACCUCCCAAGACCAUGAAGCCGAAGGUUGUCGGAGACCGCAAUUAUACAGCCUUCGAACUCUCAACUGGCUCUCUCUGCCAUGGCUCCGGCACAUGGAGAUGGAGAAGGUGUCCAUCUACAAGAAAAGUCUGCUCCCAUUCUUUCGACAAAGCUGCUCAUAUUGUCUCAGCCACCCUCACCGACUGAUUCGCACCGUCGUAGACCUUCAAAAAUCCCACCCUAGGUCUUUCGGAUUAGAAGAUGGUGAUGCCCUAGAUAACUCUACCGACUCUCCUCCUGGUAACACACCUGACGAUGGGCCAAAAUUGGCAACACAGUUUAGAAGGGACCUUGACGGGAUACUAUCAAGUCUCGCACUGCUCGAUGCUUUCGAACAACGUGAAUUGGUUCUUGGUUGCAUCCUCACUGCCUUGCAACAUGCGUAUCGCUUACCACGUGGAGUGGCCGCGCCGAGAGUUGGCAGACGGAGCCUAUCCAUCACCGAAAGCGAUGAAAAAGCGUCAGCCAACAGCAGAGCGCAUUCUUUCGUACAGUCCGACUUUUCUUCAGAUGAAGGAAUGGACAUCAGCACCAUCUUCCAACAAAAGGACGAUUCGCUCCUCCCUCUGAGCGAUCAUCACGUUGUUGAAUUGUGCCUGGUAGGACUGCUGUCGAUUGCUUCACUCGCCUUUUCCGGAUACUAUGGGAGAUUCUGGGGCAGCAAAGCACCUUUCGACCGCCUCGCAACUAUACGUAACAGCGGUCUCGCCCAUUCACGGUGGCAGUCACUGGAUCCCAGGGACGACAAAGAAGAGACCCAACACUUUAUUAGUGUAAUGAUCUGGGCUCUCGAUGUAUUUGACGAUUGGUCGGUGCUUCGACUCCUCUAUGCAAUCACAGACAUCAUAAGUCAUCGGCUCCUCAUGGAGAAAUCUUCCGCAACGAUGCGAGAUCCAAUCCUAACCGGUCUCAAGAGGAAGAAGAAGAAGAACUUGGUCACUUUGCUAGUCCAGCGCUUCGAUAAAGACACCCUCAGAGGAUGGAACUCCUCGGAUCAGAGAUCGAGCUGGAUAGGCACCGUUGUUAUAGAGCUCUUGAGGACAGUGUUGCUGAAAGCUUGGGACCGGAAAGCUGUCGUCCAACGAAAUGGCUCAGUUGGUGGUACUUUGGAAUUGUUGGCUGGCUUAUUCCACGAAAGAAAACAACUGAAUUUGACCGCAGAGCUGUUCCAAAUGCCGUUCAUCGCCGAUGUAUUCGACGAAGCGGCGAUGCCUCGCGAAUGGUUAUCCUUUCGCGCAGACACGCGCAAGAUGCAUCUAUUGUCCUUCUCAUUCCUCUUUGAGCCUGCAACGUUGGUCAAAUACUUCAGAGCCAUCAACCUUGACAUCAUGAAAAAGUCGUACGAAAGUGCCACACUAGUUUACGGUGAUGCAAGACAGUAUUUGUGGGCUCCGAAGAUCCCAGUCUACGGCCACAAGGAAAUUCUUGCUCAGUUACGGCCACAUAUGGCUCGUUAUUUUGUUCUCACUGUGCGAAGAGACAAUCUGUUGAACGAUGCAAUCGAUCAGAUAUGGCGUCGGCAACGGAUGGAGAUAAUGCGUCCUUUACGUGUCCGUGUGGGUAAAGACGAGGGCGAAGAUGGCGUCGAUUACGGUGGCGUGCAGCAAGAAUUCUUUCGUCUUGUCUUUGCAGAGGCGUUUGACCCAGACUACGGUAUGUUCACUGUCGACAGUUCGACACGAACAGCAUGGUUUCAGCCUGGGUCAUUUGAACCUCUCUACCGCUUCGAGGCCCUCGGGAUCUUGAUGUCACUAGCCAUCUACAAUGGUAUUACGCUGCCAGUGACAUUUCCGGUGGCACUCUAUCGCAAGCUUCUGAGUCUGAAGGUGAAAAAGCUCGAUCACAUUGCCGAUGGUUGGCCGGAAUUGGCCAGAGGGCUCAAGACUCUACUCGAAUGGUCGGAUGGUGAUGUCGGAGACGUGAUCGCCAGGACAUACGAGUUCAGUUACGAACUUUGCGGCAGCACUGUAACGGUUGAUAUGCUCAAAAUCGGCCGUGAGGAUCCGUGGCCACAAUUGACGUUACGACCUAACAGAAAGGGCAAGGAGAAAGCAAAGUCGACUUCCUUUGAACUUCCGCUCGAACCGUCAUUGACACCACCAAGCCUACCUUCUCCAGAUUUACGACCAGCGAUCACACCGAUACACGGGAAGUCGUCCAUUAAUAUCAAAGGUAUUUCGACCCCUCAGAGCAUCAACAGCGAUCUAUUAGAAGAAGCUGCCCUCGUCACCAACGCGAAUCGUGAACAGUACGUCAAGGACUACAUUUUAUGGCUCACUCAUAAAUCUGUCCAACUUCAAUACGAGGCCUUUGCAAAGGGGUUCUACACUUGCCUCGAUCGCACAGCACUCUCGAUAUUCACGCCCGAAGCUCUCAAGACGGUGGUGGAAGGUCACCCAGAGAUCGACAUCAACGAGCUCGAACACACCGUCACGUAUGAAGGAUACGACCGAGAUUCUGAAUACAUUCAAGACUUUUGGCGUGUCGUGCGAGAUUUCAGUCCCGAGCAACACAAACAACUGCUCGAAUUCGUCACUGCCAGCGAUCGUGUGCCUGUGAAUGGGCUGGGAAGCGUACAAUUUGUGAUCCAGCGCAAUGGAGAUGAUGAGGACAGCAGACUGCCCAGCAGCAGCACCUGUUAUGGACGGCUCUUGUUGCCUAUGUACAGCUCCAGGGAAAUCUUGAGGGAUAAGUUGAGCAAGGCAAUAGAGAACAGCGUAGGGUUUGGGACGCUGUAG
This is a messenger RNA of Exophiala spinifera, 3840 nucleotides long. RefSeq lists its product as uncharacterized. Gene Ontology annotation, biological process: protein polyubiquitination. The transcript has a single exon. NCBI's taxonomy places the organism in Eukaryota, Fungi, Ascomycota, Eurotiomycetes, Chaetothyriales, Herpotrichiellaceae. Gene Ontology annotation, molecular function: ubiquitin protein ligase activity. The coding region runs from base 1 to 3840 and encodes 1279 amino acids. The record is from RefSeq and is a predicted model, not a curated record.